AUGGCGGGUCGCCGGGUCUCGGCGGGUCGGCGGCUGGGCGGCGGCGGCGCGGGCGGUGGCGGCGGCGGCGGCGAGGGCGGCGGCGGCGAGGGCGGUGGUGGCGAGGGCGGUGGCGUCGGGGGUGGCGGCGGCGAGGGCGACGGCGGCGGCGGCGGUGGCGGCGGGGGCGGCGGCGGCGGCGGCGGUGGGGGCGGCGGCGGUGGCGGCGGCGGCGACGAGGGCGCGGGCGGCGAGGGCAGCGGCGAGGGCGGCGGCGGCGAGGGCGGUGGUGGCGGCGGCGGUGCGGGCGGGGUGAGCGGCGUGGGUGGUGGUGACAGGGGCGGAGGCGGCGAGGGCGGGGGGGGGGGGGGUGAAUGCGAUGGCGGUGGUGGUGGCGUCGGGGGCUGGGGCUGCGGUGUCGGGGGCGGGGGCGGCGGCGGCGAGGGCGGUGGCGGCGGUGGUUGUGAGGGGUGUGGCGGUGGCGGCGGCGAGGGUGGUGGCGACGAGGGAGGCGGCGGUCGCGAGGACGAGGGCGGCGACGGCGAUUGUGACGGCGGCGAGGGUGGCGGCGCUUGUGAUGGCGGUGGCCGCGGCGUGGGUGUUGUCGGCGAGAGUGCCGGCGGCGAGGGUGGCGAUGGCAUUGGUCGCCCGGGUUGCGGCGGCGAGGGCGGUGGCGGCGAGGGCGGUGGCGGCGGGGGUGGUGGUGGCGGGGGUGGCGGAGGUGGGGGUGGUGGAGUCGAGGGUGGCGGCGGCGAGGGUGGCUGCGGCGAGGGCUGCAGUGGUGGGGGUGGCGGUGGCGGGUUUGGCGGUGGUGGGGGCGGCGUUGGUGGGGGCGGCGAUGGCGGCGGUGGUGAGGGCGGCGGUGGCGGGUGUGGCGAUGUCGGGGGUGGCGGUGGCGAGGGUGGCGAGGGUGGUGGUGGCGAGGGUGGUGGGGGCGGCGGCGGCGGGGGUGUCGGUGGUGGCUGUGGUGAGGGUGGCGAGGGUGGCGAGGGCGGCUUUGGCGAGGGUGGUGGCGGUGGCGGCGGCGGUUAA
Emiliania huxleyi CCMP1516 is the source of this 1011-nucleotide messenger RNA. RefSeq lists its product as hypothetical. Bases 1 to 1011 code for a protein of 336 amino acids. The transcript has 3 exons. Lineage: Eukaryota; Haptophyta; Isochrysidales; Noelaerhabdaceae. The record is from RefSeq and is a predicted model, not a curated record.